Molecule: messenger RNA, 489 nt
Organism: Echinostoma caproni
Lineage: Eukaryota; Metazoa; Platyhelminthes; Trematoda; Plagiorchiida; Echinostomatidae
Source: the annotation of a GenBank genome assembly
AUGUGCUCCGCUUCCCGUUCCAGAUGUGUCGUUGUCAUACGUCAGCUGACCGGUGGGGAUCGACAAUAUUUUAUUCAGAAUGCAAGCAAGAAACCACUGACUGCGGUCGAAUUCAGUCCUGAUGGGAAAUUCAUUGCCACGGGCGAGUCUGGGCAUCAACCUAUGGUUCGUUUGUGGAACGUGGCUGACGGGACCCAGUUGGCCGAGUUUGCCGGGCAUCAUUUUCGUGUUGUCGCUGUUCGAUUCAGUCCGUCCGCUCGUUACUUGGUCAGUUUGGGCAGUCCGGAGGAUAACACGUUGUAUGUGUGGGAUCGAGCUAGCGGUCAACGUUUGGCCAGUGCAAAGAUCACAAACAAGGUGAACGGAGUUGCUUUCAGUCCAACGGGACAAUUUUUUGUCACUGUCGGUGUACGUCACGUACGAUAUUGGUAUCUGGAACCGAGGCGAAAUCGGGUGAGUGACUGGUUGGUGCUCACAGAUAUGGUUUGA